ACCGUCUGACUGUAUCAUAUCCAUGGAUAUUUUAACUAUGUUGGCGAGAAAUGUAAAUGGCAAAUAUUCUCUUGUGGCAAACAUGUCUGUAAUUUGAAACUGUCUUUUUUGUGAAGUAAAACUAGCAUUGUCAUUAAAAAGUAACUAUUUGUGUGCAAUAUGUUGACGUACGAAAUGCCGAUACUUCUCAGGAUAAUGUCUCGGAGCGAGACGGCCGCGACUCUCAAGCGCACGGCGGAGGCCAUCUUCGAGACGGGCGGCUUCAUCCGCAACAUAGAGAACCUGGGCAGCGGCAGUCUGCCGUACAAGACCAGCUCGCACGGCACGGUGCACAAGAAGGGCAGCCACUUCCUCCUGAGGUUCCACUGCCCGCCGACGAGGCUGGAGCAGCUGUCGGAGAGCGUGACGCGCGACGUGGACGUGGUUCGGCACCGCGUCUACAAGGAGCGCGAGCCGUCCAGCUUCGAGUGCACGCUCCACGAGGAGGUGCUGCCUCCGGCCUACAGAAAGGACGUGGCUGCCAUGCUGGAGGAAGGCCAGCGGAACAAAAAGAAAUCCUUCAGCAAGCCAUUCAAGUACAACACCGGUCUCGACUACUACCCCUUCCAGAAGUGAGCGUUUCCACCUUUGUAGCACCACCACGGUGCAACUAAGAACUUGUCAUCUUUUAAUGUCCUCUCUACUGGUACAUUGAUUGGCUGUUAUAGAGAGUCAGUGCUCGUGACUUUGAGAGAUAACUGUAGUUGUAACGUAUUUGCCUGUGCACUGUGAGAACCCCAAGGACAAGUGGGUACAGAAACUAUUAAAAUGUUUGUAGUUGUUAAAAGAAUAAACUAAUAUUAAAGGGUU
Bacillus rossius redtenbacheri is the source of this 849-nucleotide messenger RNA. It is a transcript of the gene mRpS6, whose product is annotated as small ribosomal subunit protein bS6m. The transcript has 4 exons. Gene Ontology annotation, molecular function: small ribosomal subunit rRNA binding; structural constituent of ribosome. Gene Ontology annotation, biological process: translation. Gene Ontology annotation, cellular component: mitochondrial small ribosomal subunit; ribosome. Lineage: Eukaryota; Metazoa; Arthropoda; Insecta; Phasmatodea; Bacillidae. The record is from RefSeq and is a predicted model, not a curated record. The coding region runs from base 160 to 615 and encodes 151 amino acids.